AUGGCACGUUACAGAGGAGUAGAGCACGAUGACGCGCCGCGGUGCGACCCGGCAUACGUCGCGUGCGGGAACACGUCUCCCGACGGCGCACACGGGAGUAGCCGCUACCCGAUGGCCAUGGGCUACGGCGGCGAAGGCCUAGAGCCACAAGCAUACGAGGUAUCGCAGACAGCCGGCGUGCCGGGUUACCUCGAGCCUCAGGACACGUAUUGCGAGGAAACCGCACAGCCCGCUGCGGAAGGCGACGAGGUGACCAGCCAAGUCACGGAGCAGGUGCCCUCGGCUUCCAUGAUGUAUGAUUACGGAGCGGAGUACUCCACCGCCCAGCCCAUGGCGGUACCGGGGUAUGAAAUGGGGUUGGUUGACUCCUACGACCAAUCAGGCGGCAGCAAGCAGAUGACUCCGGGGAUUUCCAGUAGCAUGUCCGGCGGAUUACACGGGUCCAUGUACGCGAACAUGCCCAGCACCGAAGAGUCCAUCGACACAAUGAACGCCCAGUACUGGUACGGGCGAAACUCAAUGGAGCAGGCAAUGGUGCCGCCGAGUUGUGAUCUCACAAUGUACCAAAAGCCCAUGACGCCGCGGUACGACGGCUACCGCUUCCCUUUCCCACCAUACUACCCCCAAAAUGGACAGUCGUACGCAACGUACGGCUCAGAGCGUAAUCUGCCUUACUCCGGCAGUUACGGUAUGCAUGAAGAAGGAUAUUCGCCGGCGAAGCAACACUACUCCCCGAGGCGGGCGGUCAGCACCGGUGCGCUACCGGCGCCGUGCAAGACCCCCCCGAUAAACUGCUACCAGAUGUCGCCAGAUCACAUGGCGAUGAGGGGAUGGAGCGCGCAGGGGUACCCAGAGGGAGUGGACCAGAACGCCAUGCAGAAUAUCCCAAUGAUCAACCAGUCGCCUAUGGAGCAGCAGCCGAUGCAGAUGCCUCCCAGGUUCGGCCCCGACGCGUUCUACGGCGAACUAACCAGGCGAUUGCAGCAGGAGAUGAAGAGCAAGAAGCAGGCAGCGAGCGGUCGCCCGAAGGUCAGCAGGCACAACUACGUAUGUGCCAUGUGUCACGCGCGCACAACACCACAAUGGCGCUAUAUCAAGGGGACCUCUGUUUGCAAUGCCUGCUAUAUGCGCAUCCGCAAGCAAAAGCUCAGGCAACGAGCACGCGAAAAGGAAGAGGCGGCCAUGAAGUUUGAGUCCGCCAGUGCCGAGACGGAGAUCCCGGACGACAGACGCCUGAUGUAUUCGGUAGGCGCACCGCACAGGUAG
This is a messenger RNA of Babesia bigemina, 1266 nucleotides long. RefSeq lists its product as hypothetical. Gene Ontology annotation, molecular function: zinc ion binding; sequence-specific DNA binding. The record is from RefSeq and is a predicted model, not a curated record. Gene Ontology annotation, biological process: regulation of DNA-templated transcription. The coding region runs from base 1 to 1266 and encodes 421 amino acids. The transcript has a single exon. NCBI's taxonomy places the organism in Eukaryota, Apicomplexa, Aconoidasida, Piroplasmida, Babesiidae.